GGCACAGCGGGUGGGCAGGGGAGGGUACAGAGACAGCAAGAGACAGAGACGGAGGAGGAAAGAACUAGGGACGCUUGGAGAGGAAGGACAGCGACAUAGAGAGACAGAGGAGAGAAAAAGAGAGAGAAAAAGAGAGAAAGAAAAAGAGAGAGACUGGGCAAGACUGAGAGAAACACAGACAUACAUACACAGGGAGCUGGGGAUAGGUGGAGAGGAACCUAGGGAGGCCGCCGGUGGUGAGCAUCUGAGUGGGCUGAGGUGUGGCCAGGAGGGGCAUCGCAGUCAGCGCCCGGCCCCUCCUUCCCUGCCCACCCACCUCCCACCCUCGGGGACCCUCCACAACACCCAGGCCGGCAGACGGAGGCCCAGGAUGGCGGAUUCCUGCAGGAACCUCACCUAUGUGCGGGGCUCAGUGGGUCCAGCCACCAGCACCCUGAUGUUCCUGGCGGGCGUGGUGGGCAACGGGCUGGCCCUGGGCAUCUUGGGGGCUCGGCGGCGGUCGCGCCCCUCGGCCUUUGCAGUGCUGGUCACGGGGCUGGCAGGCACCGACCUGCUGGGCACGUGCUUCCUGAGCCCGGCUGUGUUUGUGGCCUACGCCCGAAACAGCUCACUGCUGGGCCUGGCCCGGGGUGGCCCUGCGCUCUGCAACGCCUUCGCCUUCGCCAUGACCUUCUUCGGCCUGGCCUCCACCCUCAUCCUUUUCGCCAUGGCUGUGGAGCGCUGCCUGGCGCUCAGUCACCCCUACCUCUAUGCCCAGCUGGAUGGACCACGCUGUGCCCGCCUGGCGCUGCCUGCCAUCUACGCCUUCUGCACCCUCUUCUGCUCACUGCCCCUGCUGGGCCUGGGCCGCCACCAGCAGUACUGCCCGGGCAGCUGGUGUUUCAUCCGCAUGCGCUCAAAUGAGCUGGGCGGCUGCGCCUUUUCGCUGGCCUAUGCCAGCCUUGUGGCUCUCCUGGUGGCCGCCAUUGUCUUCUGCAAUGGCUCGGUCACCCUCAGCCUCUGCCGCAUGUACCGCCAGCAGAGGCGCCACCAGGGGCCACUGGUGCCCAGGCUCCGGGCGGGCGAGGAUGAGGUGGACUACCUGAUUCUGCUGGCCCUCAUGACAGGCAUCAUGGCCGUGUGCUCCCUGCCACUCACGAUCCGUGGCUUCACCCAGGCCAUCGCCCCAGACAGCAGUGAGAUGGGGGACCUCCGCGCCUUCCGCUUCAAUGCCUUCAACCCCAUCCUCGACCCCUGGGUCUUCAUCCUCUUCCGCAAGGCUGUCUUCCAGCGCCUCUGGCUCUGGCUCUGCUGCCUGGGCCGAGGGUCUGCCCGUGGAGACUUGCAGAUGUCCCUUGCCCUGCCUGACUCCACCUCCCGGAGGAAGGACUUGAGUUUCCCGCCUGCCCUGGGGGGCAAGGAGGGGAGCUGGGUGCCCUUGUCAGCCUGGGGCGAGGGGCGGGUGGCCCCCUCGCCUCCUGCGCAAGUACCUGGAAGCACCGUGGGACCACCGUGCAAAGCAGAGUCCACCGUGGCCUGCUCUCUCUGCUGACACCUUAGUGGCCAGGUGUUCUCCUGCCCUGUCUUCCUGGAGCCACCACCACCUUGAGUUGCCUUGAGUUGAUCCUGACUCAUGGCGACCCCGUGUGUGUCAGAGUGGAACUGUGCCCCCAGAUGGUUUUCAACUGCUGAUUUUUCAGACAUUAGUCUCCAGGCCUUUCUUCGGAGGUGCCACUGGGUGGACUUGAAUCUCCAACCUUUCUGUUCGCAGCUGAAUGCGUUAACUGCUUGCACCACGCAGGGACCCAGAAAACCAGGGGCACGGCUGCUGGCUGUGGGUGGGUCAGCAGAGAGAUGAACCCUGGAGCCCUGGCCUUCCAGAAGCUUGUCCCCACAAAUUUUGGGGGUGAUCAGAUGCUAUUUCUCCUCCUCCAGGGCUGCAGCUGCUGGCUGUGGGAGGCAAGUAAGAGAGGGAAAGUUUAUCCUGGAGCACAGAAAGAAUUGUUCUCAAAAUAACUAGUGGCCUGGGCCACCCGGCUGGCCCUGUCUCUCCAUCCAUUUCACUGUUUAAAUAUUUAGAAGGUGGGAAAGUUCCCAGCAGCUUCUGUGUACUCAGGUCUGCUGGGGUUAGGCUUCCGCCUUCGAACCCGAGCCAUCCAGGGUGCCCCAGCUGCUCACCCCAAAUCCCAACGGGAGAGCCCUGCCCUUUCCAAGCUGCUCCAAAACCACCCCCUCUCUCCCAGGAGAGCUGGGGAUUCUCAGAAGAGCACCCUGAUGCCCUUGCUCCCUGCUUCCCUUCAGACUUGGAGACCCUGGCAUGGGGGCCACCGGACCUGGCACCCCAAGGGGAGGUGGGAGGAAGGGGAAGUUGCUGCAUUGUGAUUGGCAGCGCCAGACACAUGCCUGAUACUAAACGGGCCUGAGAAACCCUCCAGGGCUUGUAAAAGGUGGACAGUGGGGGAUGAGUUGGGGAGAUAGGGAUUGUGAGGCAGCGGAUCAAGGGAUGUGGGGUGCAGACCCCAGGCAUGUUAAUUUCCCAGGGUUGCCGUAACAAAGUACUACCAAUUAGUCUGCUUAAGACAACAGAAAUUUAUUGUAUCACAAUUCUGGAGGCUGGGAGUCCAAAAUCCAGGUGUCAGCAGGGCUGCGCUCCCUCUGAAGGCUCUGGGAGAGGAUCCUUCCUUGCCUUUUCCAGCUUCUGGUGGUUCCCAGCAAUCCUUGGCAUUGCUUGCCUUGUAGAUGCAUCACUCCGAUCUCUGCCUCCGUCUUCACAUGGCUGUCUUCCCUCGAUGCGUUCAUCUCUCUGUGUCUCUUCUCCUCUUUUAUAGGACACCACUCAUAUUGGACUAGGACCCACCCUACUCCAGGAUGACCUCAUGUUCACUGGUAACAUCUUCUAAGACCCUAUUGCCCUACAAGGUCAUGUUCACUGGUAUCAGGGAUUGGGACUUCAACACAUGUUUUUAGGGGACACAAUUCAAUCCAUAACGUCAGGGACUACCCAAGAACACAGACCUAGUCCUGUGCCUGUCCCCAGGGUUCUCCUUACAGAGCCUGGCCUCAUCUCAUGUGUCCUUGGAGCCCUCACAAAACUUUCACUCAUUCAUUCAUUCAACAAAUAUUCAUCAGGCGCCUACUCUGUCAGGGGUCGGGGACAAAGACAGAUUCUUGCCCUGCCGUGGCCCCCACUGGGGUGAUUUUCCGCUUUCUACCCCCUCCCCCCUUCUGAUUGCUGCUCUUGCCCUCAGAGAGGCCUGGAGUCAAGGGGGCGUGGGAGUGAGAAGAUAAUUAUGAAAGGAAAUGAGUUGAAUGGGAAAGCACCCCCACACUGUCUGUCUGUCUGUUCCCCUUUCUGACCUGCUUGUGGGUUCAGGCCAGGCGCACCCUCUCACUCCAUCCUCACAACAGCCUAAUAGGCGCUAUUGACAGUUCAGAGAGGGCAACCACUUGGACCAGGUCACGCAGAGAGGAUGAAGCAGAGGCAGGACUAUUUUCCUAUCUCCAUCUACCUGCCUUCUCUGUAUCAUAGAACAGGGACAAUAAUCUAGUACUUAGCUCACAGGGUUGUUUUGAGGGUUAAGCGAUUCCCCCAGAAAACCGAUUUAGCACAGGAGAAAUCCUGCAAUAAAUGUUACCGUUAUUGUCCUGUCUUUGUUGCUAUUGUUGACUUUGGUUAUCUGGGUAAAUGUGGAUUGAAAACAAAUCAACGCUUUGCUCCACUGUUUUGACUUUGUUUUUUCAAUCAACUACAUUUCAAAUUCCAUUAAAGGAGAACAGGGCAACUAGUAAAAAAUGUCUGCCUUGAGCAUUGUGCUCUUUUAAGAACUAUCUAUACGGGAUCAAAUUGACAGCAGCAACUGGAAAGGUUAGAAAGGAAACUUAAGGGCAGUAAGUCUAUGUGAAUGGGGGGAGAACAACUCAGAAAAGGAGAAUGGGAAUGGUUGUACAACUUGAGGAAUGUAAUCCACAUCACUGAAUUGUACCUGUAGAAACUGCUGAACUGGUGUAUGUUUUCCUGUGUACAUUCUCAACAACGACAAAAUAAAUAAAAUUAAAAAAAAAAAAGAACAAGGGGUAUCUUCGAGGGUUAAACACAGGUCAACACGACUGCUUCUGUUCCCCAAUGAGAAUGUUCUGGAACCAGAAAGUGGUGAUGGUUGCUUAGCAUUGUAAACGUUGUGAAGGCCUCUGAGAUGUACACUUUAAAACGGACUUUAUGAGUAUUUUACCACAAUUAAAAAAAAAAAACAAAACCUUGUGAUGCUAAAGAUAAUUGAGGAUAAGCCAAAAAAAAAAAAAAAAAACCAAACUUUUUGCCACUGAGUUGAUUUCGACUCAUAGAAACCCCGUAGUGCAGAGUAGAACUGCCCCAUAGGAUUUCCAAGGAGCAGCUUGGUGGAUUCAAACUGCUGACCUUUUUGGUCAGCUGCCGAGGUCUCAACCACUGCACCACCAGGGCUACAAUUGAGGGUAAGCCUUUAGAAAGUUUUACAGCUCUCUUGAAAAGUUUUACAGCUCUCUUGAAAGAUAACUAUUGUACUAGUUGAAUAUGACAGUAAAAAGGUCGACUUGUAAAAACAAAAACAGGUCAAGAAAUGUAGGCUGCAAAAAGACAAACAUUGUAUGAUCCCACUUAUAUGAGAGAUUUGUUGGUGUUGGUGUUGGGUGCGGUCGAGUUAAUUCCAAAUCAUAGUUGAUCCUAUAGGACAGAGUGGAACUGCCCCAUAGGGUUUCCUAGACGGUAAUCUUCAUGAGAGCAGAUCACCAGGUCCCUUGGUUUGAACCACCAACCUUUUGGUUAGUAGCCAAGCUCUUUAACCAUUGCACUACCAGGGCUCCUUCAUGAAAGAUCUACAAUAGGUAAAUGCAUAGAGACAGAAAAUAGAGGUUAUCAACGACUGGAGGGAUGGCGGAAAUGGGGAGUGACUGCUUAAUGGGUAUGGGAUUUCUGUCUGGGGUGAUGAAGUUCUGGAAAUAAACAGUGGAUUAUGUUUGUACAAAAAGAAAGAAAGGAAGGAAAGAAGGAAGAAAAAGAGACAAAGAGAAAGGGAGGGAGAGAGAGAGAGGAGACACAGAAAGAGAGAGAGAGGGAGGGGAAAAGGGAGGAAGAGAGACAAAGAGAGAAAAAAGAAAGAAAGGAAAUACCAAGUCGGGUUUAGCCACCAGCUGGAACCCACACAAAGGGGUCCUCUGGAAGAAGGCCAUGAGGCAGGAGUGGGGCGGGGUGUCUGGAGAAAGGCAUUUCAGGCAAGAGUGAGGAAAGAGGGGACCCUCCUGCCCAGGCCACACCCCAGGGGUGCGCUUGCCUCUUCUCUGUGGGUUGCCCUGAAGGUGGGUCAGUUCUGUCCACUUGGCUUCUUCGAGCCUGGCCCAGGGCAGAGCAUUUCUCCCCACAGACCCCUUACCUGAGGUGGGUGCUAUGGUUGUUCAACAGGUUUUUUUAGGUGAGGAUUAAGGUGAGGUGAGGAUUUAGUGUGGAGGUUGGUUUGCUGCUGGCUCUCAGGCACCAGGGCUAACGUCACAGGUAUCUGUCCGUCUUCUUCAUCCCACUGUGGAGCUCAGACUCGCACCACCUCUGGCCUGGGUAUCUACACUAUCUACCUGUGAUUCCCACGCAACUUCCACCCCGUCCUGCCACGGCCCUCUAGAAUGAUUUGGAGACUCUUCUCCUAGCCCGAGGAGUUCCUGAGCCUGGCUGCUAACAGGAAAUCUAGUGGUUCAAGUCCACCCAGAGGUACCCUGGAAGAAAAGCCUGGCGAUCUACUUCUGAAAGGCCACCCAAACCAAAAAAAACAAACCCACUACCAUUGAGUCGAUUCCUACCCA
Molecule: messenger RNA, 5805 nt
Organism: Loxodonta africana (African savanna elephant)
Lineage: Eukaryota; Metazoa; Chordata; Mammalia; Proboscidea; Elephantidae
Gene: PTGIR
Product: prostaglandin I2 receptor
Exons: 2
Coding region: 371-1531 (386 amino acids)
Biological process (GO): inflammatory response; negative regulation of smooth muscle cell proliferation; adenylate cyclase-activating G protein-coupled receptor signaling pathway
Cellular component (GO): plasma membrane
Molecular function (GO): prostacyclin receptor activity
Source: RefSeq, a predicted model, not a curated record